AUGCGUGUGUUGCAGCUGCUGGAUAUUCACAAGUGCCCGUUCAAGAGGAGAAGCUGCGUGGAGGCGAUUGCGGCGCUGCACACGGCUUUGCAUGAGCUGGAGCGUCGGGUGUUCUUAUUCGGGCCGAACUACGGCAAGAUAACCCCCAAAAGGCUCUUCAGCUUCGCCACUGAAGAACCUCCAAUGCCCCUCCCCCCUUCUCUACCCGAAACGAGACACUCGCUACCGCUGCAACCAGCAGCCAAUCCCACAGACCGCCGCCUCGAGCCGCUGCCUGCGGUGCUGCGGCAUCACGCCCUGCUGCUGAAAGAAGCAGCAAAAGAAACGCUUCAAGGGCACAGAGAGAGCGAAGACUCCGACAGCUUCUGCUGCGGCAGCAUCAUUGACGAAGAAGAGAUACACGAUACCAAACGCAUCACUAUACGCGUAGAGAGCGGCAAACAGCAACAGCAGCAGCAGCAGCAGCAGCAGCAGCAGAAGGUUUAUGUCCUUGAGGACCUUCAGCUCUAA
Molecule: messenger RNA, 510 nt
Organism: Eimeria acervulina
Lineage: Eukaryota; Apicomplexa; Conoidasida; Eucoccidiorida; Eimeriidae
Exons: 1
Coding region: 1-510 (169 amino acids)
Source: RefSeq, a predicted model, not a curated record